AUGUUUCGUCAUAGUUUGCGAUCAGUUGCACGAUGCGGUGCCUCAUCGUUGCGGCGACCAACGGCUAUUCGAAGGUAUGCCUCGGCGCCUAAUUCUGCCUUCGACUGGCAGGAUCCACUUGCGUCCAAGACCCUUCUGACCGAGGAAGAGCUGGCUAUUGCAGAGACUGCCGAAAGAUACUGCCAGGAACGAAUGAUGCCUAGAGUUUUGCAAGCUUACCGGGAUGAGAACUACGACCCUAAAAUCCUGCAGGAGAUGGGGGAGCUUGGCUUGCUUGGCGCCAAUAUCGAUGGCUACGGCUGCGCUGGCGUGUCGUCCGUCGCGGGCGGCCUGAUCACGCGGGCCGUUGAACGCGUCGACAGCGGCUACCGAUCUGGCAUGUCUGUGCAAUCGUCCCUGGUCAUGGGUGGUAUCUACGAGUUCGGCACCAAGGAGCAAAAAGAGAGGUUUUUGCCAGAGAUGGCCAAGGGGAAGCUUCUGGGCGCCUUUGGGCUGACGGAGCCCAACCACGGCAGCGACCCCGGCAGCAUGGAAAGCGUCGCCAAACCUCACCCUACCAAAAAGGGCUACUAUUCUCUAAGCGGAGCCAAGACAUGGAUCACCAACAGUCCCAUUGCCGACGUGUUGCUGGUGUGGGCCAGGCUGCAGGAGACUGGCAAGAUUCGGGGCUUCCUGGUUGAGAGAAAGGACUGCCCGCCUGGGACACUGUCCACGCCAGCCAUCAAGGACAAGAACGGUCUCCGGGCUUCCAUCACCGGCAUGAUUCAGCUGGACGAGUGCCCCGUGCCCGAAGCCAACAUGUUUCCGAGCGUCGAGGGUCUGAAGGGUCCCUUCAGCUGCCUCAACAGCGCUAGGUACGGCAUCUCCAUGGGUGUCAUGGGCGCCUUGGAGGACUGCAUCGCCCGAGCCCGAUCCUACGCCCUGGAGCGCAAGCAGUUCAAGGGCAACCCGCUGGCCAGGUACCAACUCGUCCAGAAGAAGCUGGCCGAUGCCGCCACGGACUGCGCCUACGGCCUCCUGGCCUCCAUCCAAGUCGGUCGUCUCAAGGACGAGGGCAAGGCCACGCCCGAGAUGAUCAGCAUGGUCAAGAGACAGAACUGCGACGCUGCCCUGCGCAACUCCAGAGUGCUGCAGGAGAUAUUUGGAGGAAACGCCGUCAGCGACGAGUACCACAUUGGCCGUCACGUGGCCAACCUCUACGUGACACAGACUUACGAGGGACAAAGCGAUAUCCACAGCUUGAUCUUGGGGCGAGCUAUUACCGGUGUUCAAGCCUUUUGUUAG
Molecule: messenger RNA, 1284 nt
Organism: Ustilaginoidea virens
Lineage: Eukaryota; Fungi; Ascomycota; Sordariomycetes; Hypocreales; Clavicipitaceae
Exons: 3
Coding region: 1-1284 (427 amino acids)
Biological process (GO): fatty-acyl-CoA biosynthetic process; fatty acid beta-oxidation using acyl-CoA dehydrogenase
Cellular component (GO): mitochondrial inner membrane
Molecular function (GO): glutaryl-CoA dehydrogenase activity; flavin adenine dinucleotide binding; fatty-acyl-CoA binding
Source: RefSeq, a predicted model, not a curated record